ACUCAGAGCGCUUAUGUAUUCGAUAUUUACCAAAAUUUUCUGAUAGCGCAAAACAAACUUGAAGUUUUGCUUGCCUGUAAUUCAUGCACGACAUUUUUUAUUGUUAACAAUAACGAUUGGUCUUGUAUAUCCAUAGGUCCAUCGUUCCUUGCCUUACUUUUAGCUUUUUUGUCAGAGGGAAUAUAUUUUUGUUCGCCUAUUAGUGUUGAAAUUAUCGUCUAUUUCAAUUCUUCGAACCGUGUGUGUUUGUUUUGAAAGUUAGAAUAACGUCUACUAUUAAUUUAAAUAUUUAUUCGUUAGGAAACAUUCAUGCGCUCUAAUUGAAACUGGCCAUUGACCUCGACCCUUCAUAAUAUCAUACAUCAGAAGUGCAGUGUUCGUACGGGUGUUGCCAGAAUGAAGAGUGAGAAAUUGUUCACAUCGACCGGCGCCCAUUCUUAAAACUCAGCCAGUGCUCGUGUCUCUAGGAGGCCAUCGUUUCAAAGGAAAAAUCAUUGUGCAGCUUCAGAAACCCAGUUCAGUGCUAUUUAUUUGAGCUUUGCAUCUUCUGUUGACGUAGAGAAACAUAAACGUCCCUCAUGAUCUCUGUCCCGAAAAAAUGACUUGCAUGACAAGUGCUGCUUGAACCUGGUAUCCUAACUGCGGCUCGCAUGUUAGCAAGAAGUAUCAAACCUUGCCCACGUCUCUCACAAGAAGGAGUAAACGUCGUUUGCCGUCACUCCCAAUAAGUAGAGACUGAAAAACGUCUUUCCCAAGAAGUACGUCACUGACCUGAUCCUAGCUCUCGCUGAGCUCCCCUGCCCCGUGUUGGCCCGCAGCUCGAGCACUCGCAGCGAUGACUGUCGGGGGGCGCGUCGACUUCAGCUUGGUGCGAACAGCAAGCCGCGAAACGCUCUCCAAGCUGCUCGAUGGCAUCCCUGGCAACAAGGCGAUCGUGUGGGAGAAGGAACUGGCUGGGAGCUUCAGCCUGGUGGGGGAUUUUUCGUACCUUCGCUCCCACGGCGUGACACAAAUGUUCUACCUGAGUGGAGAGCACGCGAGGUCCCCGUCUGUUCCCAACAUCCACAUCGUGUUCAUCACCAAGCCCCACACCGAGAGCAUGGAUGCCAUCAACGUCUACCUCAGAGGGCUGCCUGAAGGGUCGCGUGAGCUGCACCUGUGGCUGGUGCCGCGGUCGUCGCUGCUGUGUGAGCGUCGGCUGCAGGAGCACGGCGUCUUGGGGCGCUUCACCGCCGUCACUGAGCUCCCCUUGCUCCUCUUUGUCCUGGAGUCUGACCUCGUCUCCAUGGAGAUGCCUGGCGCCUUCAGGGAGUGGACCGUCGAAGGCGACCCGAGUGCGGUGCACGCCGCGGCCCGGGCGCUGAUGCUGCUGCAGGCGGUCUAUGGCCUCAUCCCCAGCGUGCACGGCAAGGGCACCAACGUGGCCGCCCUCUACGACAUCAUGGUCGAGCUCAGGCGCGAGAUGGCCAAUAACGAACCACAGGUGCCCUCACUAAUAGACCAGCUGAUCAUCCUUGAUCGAGGAGUGGACCUCAUCACGCCCCUGGCGACGCAGCUCACCUACGAAGGUCUCAUCGACCUCUGCUUCGGCAUCAAGAACUCGGUUGUAAAGCUGCCGGAGAGCAGAUUGGCGGGAGGGGCUGAGAGUGAGGAUGGGGUGGGCAGUCUGAUGGACACCCAGGGCGCCGCCCUCAAACCCGUCUUGUUGUCGUCCAGUGAUCCCCUCUACGCUGGCCUCAGAGACGCCAACUUCUCUGCCAUCGGCCCCAAGCUUGCCGCCCAUGCCAAGCAGAUCACGAAGGAGUUCGAAGAGCGGCACUUGGCCAAGACUGUGGUGGAGAUGAAGCAUUUUGUCCAGAAGCUUCCUCGCAUCCAGGCCGCUAAACAGAGCCUUGCUUUGCACACGAGCAUAGCGGAAGCGUUGCAGGAGGAGGUGGGGACUUCAUCAUUCGGCGCAGCUUUGCAGCACGAGCAGCAGCUGCUCAGAGGUGGCAUUGACUGCGAUAAAGUUCCUCCCUUCAUCGAGGAGAGCAUCGGCGGAAAAGCUCCCUUGAACACAGUCUUGAGACUGAUCUGCUUGCAAAGUGUGAUCAACAACGGCCUGAAGCCAAAGCUGCUGGAGCACUACAAGCGCGAGCUGGUGCAGACGUACGGCUACCACGAGCUGCUCACGCUGGACAACCUCACGCGGGCGGGGCUUCUCACAGCGCAGACACAGAAGAGUAACUACGCAAGCAUGCGCAAAACGCUGCGUCUCAUAGUCGACGACGUCAACGAGCUAAACCCCAAAGAAAUUUCCUACGUCCAUUCCGGGUACGCGCCGCUGAGCGUCUCGCUGGCGCGCGCCGUACACAGCCACGGGUGGCGCUCCAUCACCGAGCUGCUCACGGUGCUGCCUGGCCCCACCCUCGCCGAGGCCCAACACGUCCCGCGACACAGACGAUCAGAGAGCGUGUCGAGUGAUCGAGCAUCGAGCCCCGUGGUGCUGAUAUUCUUCUUGGGAGGCUGCACCUACAGUGAAGUCGCCGCCCUCAGGUUCCUCACCAGCAAGCUGCACGAGAACGGCGACCCUGAGUACGUGAUCGCCACAACAAGCCUCAUCAACAGCAACAGCUUCCUGCAGAAUCUCAGCGCUCCACUGCAGCCAUAGUGCCGCCUCCUUCAGCGCUGCUAGUUUCUGCCAUGCCUCAGGCACGUCGCGGCCACAUUCAUCUCCGUUACAUUUGUGCAGUGAAAAUUUCUUUACUCUGUGCAUUCAUUUACACUUUGAAUGAAUGGUCGAAUCAAGCCACCCAGGUGUGACAGGACGCUACGCGAUUCUCUCGGCUAGUCCCGCUAUUGAAAUAUGCCAGUUGGGAAGUUUAUGCGGUGUCGAUAGCUUCCUCGUUUUUGUUGCCUACAGACACUGAACAUAUCUGUACACAUAUAUAUUUUAUACUUAUAAUGUACAGAUUUUUCGAGUUGGCGCAGCUUGUCUAAUAAAAGUUGGGGCAUUUGGUGUUCAUAGCCGUUCUGCAAAGUGAACUUCAGAAAAUAGAAAUAAUUUAGUUUUGUGGUUCAUGGUUUGUGAGACUAGGCUCAUUAUCUCUCAGAAUCCUACUCGGUCGAGUUUAAUCGUCAACCUGUGAUUAGAAAUACAGCAUCAAAACGACGUUGAGAAAUCACCUGUACAUUUGUUUUGAUGCCGAAAACGCUCGCAGUGCAUAUAAUCAAGUUUAUGCGUUUUGGUAAUCUGCGUGACCGUAGCUGUUGUGGGGUCGAUGUCCCGCUGGUGAUAACUUCCCAUUUAAAAUCUUUCCGUUUGCCGUAUCUACAUUAACAUAACGGCAAAUACUAUAAAAGAUGAUGGGAACUCAAUUUAGGUUCAACGUCUGUUCAUCGAAACCAACAAAACAAGUGACAGAGGCGUUCUUUAUGUUGGUAUCGAAAGCAUUCCAAUCUUACUCGCAAGAAACACGGUGAUAUUGCUGCUGGGAGAUUUUGCUAAUCAGCUACACGUGGAGUCCGUGGAGCAAGGUUGCGCUGGUGGCAUGCAGCGCCUACUGCAUCGUUCUUAAUUCAGCUCUUACUAUGGCAACACCGUCAUGAUCACUUGAUGUCUGCACAUUGAGGCCUGUCACAAUCGACCAUAUAUAUAUAUAUUCCAUUGAUUUUUUCUCUUAUUUUGCCGUGCAUUUGUGUUAUGUUAAGGCAAAGCUAUUGUAAUAUGCACGUGAAUAUAUACAGUUGUAUCUAUCUAGGGAAUAUUGCGAUUACAAUAAGUAAUGUGCGUUGAUCUGGAUCAUGAAAAGAGUUUUUGUACGUAAUAUUUAUAAUACAUCCUAAAUAAAAAAUUCCAUAUACAGGUU
Messenger RNA from Hyalella azteca, 3848 nucleotides. RefSeq names its product vacuolar protein sorting-associated protein 33A (gene car). The record is from RefSeq and is a predicted model, not a curated record. Gene Ontology annotation, cellular component: lysosome; CORVET complex. Lineage: Eukaryota; Metazoa; Arthropoda; Malacostraca; Amphipoda; Hyalellidae. The coding region runs from base 836 to 2650 and encodes 604 amino acids. Gene Ontology annotation, biological process: intracellular protein transport; vesicle-mediated transport. The transcript has 12 exons.